AUGGAUCCCGGGGGAAAACCCAGCCGGGAGGAUGAGGAGAUGGAUGUCCGGAUGGAUCUCCGGAUGGAUCUCCGGGAUCUCCGGGUGGAUCUCCGGGAAAAAGCAGAGCCCCUAGCGCGAUGCGAGCCGGGCCGAGGCCGAGCGGGGCCGGGAGGGAGCGCGGAGCGAGAAGGGGAGACCCCUCAGAGAGAAGAUCCCUCCGGCCGCUCCUGCCCUGGUGUUUUUUGGGUCUUUUCAGGCAAAACGUCGGAGCUGGGGCUCCUGGGGCAGCCCAACGCCAUCCGCACCAACUUCAGAGAUGGAUGUCCGGAUGGAUCUCCGGAUGGAUCUCCGGGAUCUCCGGGUGGAUCUCCGGGAAAAGCAGAGCCCCGAGCGCGAUGCGAGCCGGGCCGAGGCCGAGCGGGGCCGGGAGGGAGCGCGGAGCGAGAAGGGGAGACCCCUCAGAGAGAAGAUCCCUCCGGCCGCUCCUGCCCUGGUGUUUUUUGGGUCUUUUCAGGCAAAACGUCGGAGCUGGGGCUCCUGGGGCAGCCCAACGCCAUCCGCACCAACUUCAGCACCAAGCAGCUGACGGAGCUGGAGAAGGAGUUCCACUUCAACAAGUACCUGACGCGGGCCCGCAGGGUGGAGAUCGCCGCCACCCUGGAGCUCAACGAGACGCAGGUGAAGAUCUGGUUCCAGAACCGGAGGAUGAAGCAGAAGAAGAGGGAGAAGGAAGGGCUGGCCCCGGCCGCUGCCCGCGGGGCGCCCAAGGAAGCGGCCGAGGGCUCGGAUCAAUCCUCACCCGAGGCCUCGCCCAGCUCCGGCUCCUCCUGAAAGCCCCCGAGAGCUGCCGGGGGUGUCCCCGAGGGGCUGCGAGCCCCCCGCGGGACCCUCCGGGCUGUCCCCACCCUUUAUUUAUGGCCCCUCCGCAGGGGCUGGACUCCCAAGGAGCGGCCGGAGCAAUUUCCGUGUCUCAGGGACUUCUCUGCCUUCCCCCUUCCCCUUAGGAACUGCACUUUCA
Pyrgilauda ruficollis (rufous-necked snowfinch) is the source of this 1000-nucleotide messenger RNA. Its product is annotated as homeobox protein Hox-B1-like. Gene Ontology annotation, biological process: regulation of transcription by RNA polymerase II. Bases 1 to 813 code for a protein of 270 amino acids. Gene Ontology annotation, cellular component: nucleus. The record is from RefSeq and is a predicted model, not a curated record. Lineage: Eukaryota; Metazoa; Chordata; Aves; Passeriformes; Passeridae. The transcript is spliced from 2 exons. Gene Ontology annotation, molecular function: DNA-binding transcription factor activity, RNA polymerase II-specific; RNA polymerase II cis-regulatory region sequence-specific DNA binding.